Medioppia subpectinata is the source of this 645-nucleotide messenger RNA. NCBI's taxonomy places the organism in Eukaryota, Metazoa, Arthropoda, Arachnida, Sarcoptiformes, Oppiidae. The record is from the annotation of a GenBank genome assembly.
AUGACUGAAUACUGUUUGGUAACACGCGGUACACCCAAUGACCUCCAUCAACAACAGUUCAUGGCGAGAAAUCAAGGUCCAUUAUCGCCCGGUUGUGAGGUACGCAUAGCGUGCCUGACCACUGGGGUCAGUCUCGGGCCGGACUUGGACGGGGAAAUCUGUGUGCGUGGCUGUAAACUAUUCGCCGGCUAUUACAACAACCCCUCGGCCACAGCCCAGGCUUUUGAUCGGGACGGCUGGUACCGGACCGGCGAUAUCGGACACUAUGACACUCAGCACUGCUUGUAUAUUACCGACCGGAUUAAAGAUGCAAUACGGGUGAGCGCGGGCGGUAACCUCAGAAAUGUGUCGCCCGUAGAGGUUGAACAGCACCUACUGACCCAUCCCAUGGUCAGGGAGGCGGUUGUGGUGGGCGUGACUAAUACACAGGGCCCGGAUAUCCAAUGGCCCCGGGCUUAUGUCGUGCCGACUCAACCCGGUAUUGACACCGCCGACGAGAUCCAGGAGUUUGUUUCGGGCACACUGUCCUACUUGAAGCAACUGAAGGCCGGUGUGGUGUUUGUCGAUCAGAUCCGGCGGACUGUCAUCGGAAAAGUGGACCGAAAAUAUUAUAAGGAUUUGGUUAGACAUGAAUUAAUUGAAUGA